Messenger RNA from Branchiostoma floridae (Florida lancelet), 843 nucleotides. Its product is annotated as UHRF1-binding protein 1-like. The transcript is spliced from 5 exons. The record is from RefSeq and is a predicted model, not a curated record. Bases 173 to 811 code for a protein of 212 amino acids. NCBI's taxonomy places the organism in Eukaryota, Metazoa, Chordata, Leptocardii, Amphioxiformes, Branchiostomatidae.
GUAACGUCCCAUUGCAGGAAAGAAAGACGUGCCCCUACCGCCUCCGACGGACGCCUUUCCGCACGUCUCGGCUCGCCUGGAGAGCGGGCCGCAUGCAGCGCGGUACUCUCCCAACGCCCCCAAGCUGGGUCACCUGGAACUGCAGCUGCAGGGCGCGGCCGGGGUCGUUACCAUGUCGACGCUGACAGGGGUUGCGAGCCUGAUCGAGGAUGAGAUUCUCACCACCCCCAUGCCGAUGAGAGUGGAUUUCGUCGAUUCGCAGUUAAGCCUUGUGAUCAAGCUUUUCCUACCUUUGGACGACGGCCCUCCCCUUAACCCUGGUUCUCCCGGGACUGUCCCUCUGGACAUCCACGUGGACCGCGCCACUGUGGUACGGAGGGAGGACGGAAUAUUCCAUCUCACCUGUUUGGCGCCCUCCCCACGGCCGGAUGUAGGUUUAUCGGUGAGACCGACAGAGUACACACAGGCUGGAGCAGGCAGAUCAGGGCUACAGGCAGGAGGGUCAGGGGUCACACAGAUAUCAGCGCUCAAGGAGGAAAAUGAGCAACUCCAGAGGGAGGUGGCGCGGCUGAGGGAACAGCAGAAGGCCAGCAUGACAUCACAGCUGCUGUCGGAGAACCUGUGCCUCCAGGGGGAGAAGCAGCAGCUGAGGGAAGAGCUGGUGGAUACCCAGCAUGCCCUGCAGGAGGCGGAACAGGAGCGCACCACUCUGCUGCGGACGCUCGAGCACGUGCAGAAGGAAAUGCUUGAGUCUGACCGCGAGAAGAACUUUCUCAGAGAUCAGCUGGAGAGGAGAAGUCCAAGGAAGUGAUGCGCGCCCCCCUCCCCAUCCCACAGCGCCCC